Molecule: messenger RNA, 4122 nt
Organism: Pseudo-nitzschia multistriata
Lineage: Eukaryota; Bacillariophyta; Bacillariophyceae; Bacillariales; Bacillariaceae
Source: the annotation of a GenBank genome assembly
CAUAGUUCUUCAUCGUUCCUUGGUUUCGUGACRAGCUAUUUUCAGAACAAAUCUUUUGUGACCUCCUCCAUCAUUCUGAAUAGGGGAAUAGGAACACAUUUCUCACAAAUCAGUUUGCUUCAUCGCAUAUCGCAAUAGUUUCUAUUUCGAAAAUGAUUAUCGUUCGAUCGAACGCUAGAGCAUCAAAAAAUACUACUGGAGGUGUAUCGGUAGCGGUGAUAGGUAGAGCAUCAAAAAAUACCGCUGGAAAUGUAUCGGUAGCGAUGAUGGGUAGAGGACAAAAGAAAUGGCGUUUUUCCUCGACAAUUGCCAUGGGCUUUUUAAUGAUUGGCCUGUCUUUCAACCUUUACAUCACGUUUUUCAUCGCCAAACAUCAACGGGCAUCUUCAAACUGGAAGGGAACACCGUCUUAUUACGAUUCCAAGGUAAUCACGUCGAUGAUGGGCAAAACCUCCACCACAGAAGUCACUCUGUACUGCAAGCAACAGCAGAAGUUACCCAAUCAACGACGGCUACAGAAACCCAAGGCAAUCGUCCACGUCGGACCACACAAGACGGGGUCGACCACUCUCCAGACGAAUGCAAGGUUUCUGCAACCCAUGGACCACUACCUCGUCCCGGAGCUCCCGGUGUUUUAUAACAAACAUUCGGUGGGCGAGGCAAAAAAUACGGCCCACCUCGCGUCCUGCAUGAAUCCAAAUCGACGCUCCGAAUCUCACCUUCUGUGCACCCCGGACAUCGAAAACUCUGUCUUGGCCGCGUUUGAGAUCUUUUUGCACGAGGCGCACUGCCAAUCCAAAAACAUCCUGCUGCUUUCGGAGGAGUUUGAUCGGCAAAAAACAGACAUUGCCAGGUUGAAAUCCUUACUAGAGCCCCGGUUCGAUGUCGAAAUCGUAGUAAACUACCGCCCAUACCACACCUGGAUCGCCUCGCUGCACAACGAGCUUUUCAAGACAGCGGCGAAACAAGGGAUUAAAGACGGAAUCACCGAACCCUAUCCUACGAUCGUGGAGUGGGUCAAGUUUAGCGAAACCAUGUCCUACUGGGAGAAGCAUCACACAGCUUCUGUCUACAAGCGAUUCAAAGAACACUUUUCAACCGUGAAGGUCAUUGAUAUGAAUCACCUCAAGACCACUGGUGUUUCGCUGGAGGAAGCCUUCUAUUGCAACGAGAUUCCCAACGCACCGAUCACUUGUGAAAAGAUACGGAACGUAACAGCAACCAAGAGUAAAAAGAAGAGGAGACAAAACCAAAGCGAGUCCCUUACCGUCUACGAUUUGAUUGGCCAGAUCCGCCAAAAGAAAUAUUUCCGAAAAAUCACACCGCCAAUUAUAGAGAUUAUUCAAAACCAGACAGCAAAACUCCUCAGUCUUGAGCAGGAAUUGCCACCUCAAGACAGAAUCAGCUUGGUUCCCAGAAGCUGUCUGCACACUAUCCAUCUGGACGCUUUGCUCGCGCUGUCGAUACAAAAAGAAACGGAACUUAAUGAGGAGCUUGAGAAGUUUCGGCAGCGGUCCAACUAUGGCUUCCACUUCGAUCCACCCACUGUAGACGAAUUGUCCGAGGCACUGACCGAGGAUUUCUUCGAAAGUGCGCAUGAGCUGUUUUGUCCCGUAAACUCUGUAUUGGUCCUCAAACGGUGGGAGACCGAAAAGUGGUUCCAAAUGCUUUUGUUGCAAGAAGAGAACCGCAAAGAGCAGGCGCGUUUAAUUGCAGAAAAAGAGAGGGAAAGAAAAGAGGCGACACAGAAAAUGGAUUGGAAAUCGAUAUUAAAGAAAGCAGUUGCAGCGCAGCCAUUCGCAUCAACUCAAGAAGAAGUGCAGCAGAAUGGAGUGCCGCUGAAAGAAUCAUAUCCGAAAUCAGGACUACCAGCACACAUUCUGCCAGAAAUACCGAUUCCGAAAUUAGGACCACCAAAAGCACCUCAAAAUCCUCUGCCUAAAGCUCCUCAGCCAAAAGCACCGAUUCCGAGAUUAGGUCAACCAAAGGCUCAGGUACCUCAACCCAAAAAGCCACCGAUUCCGGAAUUUGGACAACCAAAGGCUCAGAUACCUCAACCAAAGAAUCCUCUGCCUGAAGCUCCUCGGCCAAAAGCACCGAUUCCGAGAUUAGGUCAACCAAAGGCUCAGGUACCUCAACCCAAAAAYCCACCGAUUCCGGAAUUUGGACAACCAAAGGCUCAGAUACCUCAACCAAAAAAUAAAAAUCCUAUACCUGAAGCUCCUCAGCCAAAAGCACCGAUUCCGAAACUUGGACAACCAAAAGCAGAGUAGUAGCAGCGCCGCUAUUCGCAUCAACCCAAGAAGUAGUGCAGCAGAAUGGAGUGCCACUAAACGAAUAAUAUUCUAAAUCAGGACUACCAGAACAAAUUAUGCAAGAGGCACCAAUUCCGAAGUCAGGACCACCACAAGUACCUCAAAAUCCUUUAUCUGAAGCUACUCAGCCGAACGGAGAAAUUCCAAAAUUUGGAGAGCGAAGUGCGUUUAGUCGCACCCGCUGGUUUUGGUUUCUGCAGGACUGCGGAGUAUGCUUUUUUGGAGUUGCUUACACAGUUAUCCGACGACCGCGCUGUUCCAAAUAUCCAUCGGGAUACGACAGGUGUUGAUUCCUGUUAUUCUAUAUUUUCUGAAGUUGAAAAUUUGAAAUUCUAGAUCAAAGACGUCAUUUCAAAUAGGUAAAGAUCAGGCGAACUGCUAGAUUCAAUAGACUUCUGUAAUGAGUAUCAAAAUGUAAGCGAAUGAUUUUUCCCAUACCAACUGCAAGAUUGUCAAAUGGUAGCGAAUAGUGGCGACAUAAAGCGCAGUGUUGCACUUGAAUAUCCUUGAUCUCGUAGAAUUGUACACUAUUAAAUUUAUUGCUAUUGUCAAUGCUAUUGAUACAGUUAGCACGCAUAUUGAUUUUGUACCAAAAUUAUUGUUGGUCAAUUUUGUUUGGUGCCGUUUCUUCAUGUCGACGGAGGCACUCGUUGUGGGUCUUCUUGGAAGGCCGGGCCCUGGAGGCCGAUGCAGUACGCUGUUUCCGUGGCGUCGGCUUUCUCGUCGUCUGAAUCGCCAUCGAAUACGAAAUCGGCAAAGGCACCAGCGGCAUUCGUUCCGUCAAAUAUGUUGAAGCUUAUUGUACGGCUACCCAAAGAUUUCUUGCUGCUGUGUGAAGUGGCCAAAGGGGAUCCGGGCUCGCCCGCCCCGACGAUAUCCUGACUUCGGAAGAUGUUGUGGGUUUUGGGGGAGGUUGCCACGGUUGGCCUGCCACUCCUCCCGGGCCGUUGUGGCCCCUUGUCCUCAGCCACCGUGUUCAUUUUUCGGGUGGCGGACAUCGAUGAGAUGCUAAUGUCAAAGGAAAAACAGAGAUAGAAAAGCAGGAUCCAUAGUCCAAAGAGCCCAGCAUUGCUGGUCGACAGCACCGCAAAGACAAAGAAAGCAAUGGGCUCCGUGCUGUAGCCCGUCGUGGAAAGGGAAGACCACAACUGCUGCACCAGAAAGGGAAGAACGAUCCAGUACACCGAAAGAAGGUAUAGAGCAGACUGUUUUGCCACAUCAGCAGAGGCGAUCCGCACCGUGGCCUGGUGCUUCCUUGUUUGGAAAUAGAGGGCGAUCAUGAUAGCUGUCGGACAGAGCAAGAUCAGCAGCUGUGGAACGAUCCAGAACAUAUUGAGCGCUUUCCAUUCCUCCACCGAUGGACCCCGCUCGCAAGGCACCCCCGACUCGGGAUUGUUGCAGGCCAGGGGAUCGCUGACUGUGAGGCAAUACCCCAGCCCCACGUUGUUGAAAGCCUCGAUGCCCACCAGGUACCCAGCAGAGGCGAUCGGGAAAACGUGAACUCCUGCGUGAAUCCAUUUCUCCGCCACUAGAAGCCUCCUUUUAUCGCAGAAGUUGUUGGGAACCCCGAGCAAGCUAUAAAGCGAGAGGCAGACAUAGUAGAAGAAAACCGAGUGAAAGCUCACGUACAGCAGAACUCCCUGUACCGUGCACGUUGCCACAGUCCCGUAAUUCCCAACAGCGUCGCUGGCAUCGCUAGGGAUCGCGGCGGCUCCCCAGAUCAAGCAAACCCCUGAGACAAUGAGGUGAAUUGAGAUUCCUAGACAUUGGAAUGCCAUGAUGUAAGGAAUAAUGAAAUAGACAAACC